AGAGUGCGAUUGUUUUCAGAUUUUCAUCAGGGAGCAUAUAUUUAGAUUGUUGCAAAUUAUUGGAGAGGGCCAAUGGGAGCCAAGUUCACCAUCUGCUGCUACUAUUUGAAACAUAACAGCGAGGAGAAGAAUGCUAUGCGCAUGCGCACCAGCACAGCUUCCAGACAGACCGUGGUAUCCAGUGAGUCCAGCGACAGCGGCACAGAAGAGGAGAGCCUUUUUGGCCCGCAGCCUUCGAGGAAGCUGUGGGCCGACGCCAGCGGAGCCUCCGGCUCUUCCAGCAGGAGACGAUCGGACAGACAGUUACAGGCUUUCAUCAGCACGAGGGACCAGGCGGACACGGCUACAGAGGAAUGGGAGAAGCUGAAUUAUGACAUACACUCGUUACGCUACGCCAGACGGGAAGUCAGAUCCCGAUGGAAGAAGAUCCUGCUUCAUCUCGGUUACCAGUGCGAGGUGGAGGCCUUGCUGUGCGUGAACAAACAGAGGCGCUUCAGCCGGGAUCAGGACCAACUUAACAAAGCGGCCCAGCUGUUGAAACAGCUGCUGGACCGCACCUCUCUGUUUCCUCCAGAGACUGGACACCAGAGCAAAUACCUCUUUGUCAUGGACCGCCUGGUGUUGCUGGACAGUGCUGAGGACUUCGUUAGACUGGCGAAAGAAAAAUACCCCAAGCAAAGUAGUCUGAGAGACAGUGAGACGGAAAAAAAAACAGACAUAAAAGCUGAGAGGGAAACAUGUUAAAAUGUUGAAACAAGUCACAUUUUUAUUUUUACUUUUUAACCACGCUAACAUUCAUUGAAUUAUAAUCAAUCAAUCAAUCAAACUUUUAUUACAGACUCAAGGUCCAGAUAGUACAACAUAUUAAAAUAGAAUAAAAUACAUACAAAAGUGAAAAACAAAAAACAAAGAACUACACAUGCUUUAUAAAUAAACAGCUGUACCAGUGUCUCCGCAGUUGGGACUGGUAGCGUGUGGUGCUUGUUAUAUUUGAUAAAAACAUGAUGAUCUCAUUUGCGAAACCAUCAACCCGGCAAAUAAAUGUGUACAAAAGAUUUCUUAAAACUGCUUUGAAUGUAUUGACUCCUGCAGCCACGAACAUCUCACCUGCACUAGUCCACUCGGUCUCUUCAACAACAUUCUCAUGGCGUCAUGGUCGGCCACUUGAAGUCUCCGCAGACUCGCUUAUAGAUAAACAUGUCAUUUGAAUGCCAAAUUAAGCCUCUUUAAUGUGUCCUGUUGAUUGAACUAACUAUUCGGAACAUUCAAUUCAUAAUGCUGUAUAAAUAUAACAUGCGUUUAAUGUAUUAAUUUUCACUCUUCUGGCAUAUCUGCUGCGCUGUUAAUUAUAAAUGGUUGAAACUG
This is a messenger RNA of Pseudoliparis swirei, 1365 nucleotides long. RefSeq names its product melanoregulin-like. Bases 73 to 744 code for a protein of 223 amino acids. The transcript is spliced from 5 exons. The record is from RefSeq and is a predicted model, not a curated record. Gene Ontology annotation, biological process: melanosome transport; melanocyte differentiation. Gene Ontology annotation, cellular component: melanosome. NCBI's taxonomy places the organism in Eukaryota, Metazoa, Chordata, Actinopteri, Perciformes, Liparidae.